AUGGCGAAAAUAUUUUACAACAGUAUGGCUACUGUCCUCAACCUUUCUUUAUGAAAUGUUGGCAACACAUAUCAGGUUGUAAACAAAAACUUAUAACACUGUUAAUGUUGGGCGGGUUUUGUAUUUUUAGUCAAGUUAUUGCUUUAUUAUGAUAUUAAAUUUUAACUUACAGAACGUUUUUUCAGAAAUUAUCGGCGUGAUUGGUGUGUUUUGAAGUUUAGUUAACGGAUCACAAGAAAUUCUAUGGCAAUUCUUCUUUAUUUGGAAUAUGCCGUCGCUGCUGUGAUUAGGUAUUGGUUGAUAAAUUCUGACUACAGAGAAACAAUAGCUGACAGAGUGGAAGUUUCGACCCCGUUAAAUUCUUGGAAGAAAGUGACGGAAGGCGUGCACCUCCGCGAUGAGGGCGUGGACCCCUAUGCGGGCGACCUGUUCCACGAGAGCCCCCUGGGGCUGGUGGCGUACGGCUGGCUGAUACGGGGUCUCUCCUCCUGGCUGGGCCCCGUCUUCGUCGCCUGCGACCUCGCCACCGCCCACCUACUCUACUGUACCGCGCGCUGCUACAUGGCUCAGCUGCGCGAGCGGCAGGCGCGGGAGAGGUGCCACUAUGCCACGGACUGCGAGGCUCUGCUCCUGAAGGAGGAGGGGUUGGAGCUGGCCCCCGUCUACGUCGCCUCCGCCUACCUGUUCAACCCCUACAACGUGCUGAGCUGCGUGGGCAUGACCACCACGGUGUUCGCCAACCUCUGCCUGGCCGCCACGUUUCUCUUCAUGGUGCAGGGGCGCAGGCUGCCGUGCUGCUUCUUCCUCGCGGUGGCGACACUGCAGUCCCUCUACCCCGCCGUCUUGCUCGUCCCGGCCAGCAUCUACGUUGCCCGUCAGGCCGGGCACAUGCGCCUCGACCGGCAAGCCCUGUCGUCCGCCUGCCUCACCUGCCUCGCGUUCCUAGCGAUGCUGGGGGCGCUGCUGUGGGCGUGCUGGCGGCUCACCCGGUCAUGGGACUUCCUCGCUGAAACAUACGGCUUCAUCCUGAACGUGCCGGACCUGCGCCCCAACAUCGGCCUCUUCUGGUACUUCUUCACGGAGAUGUUCGAGCACUUCCGGCCGCUGUUCGUCUGCGCGUUCCAGAUCAAUGCGGCAGCGCUGUACGCCGCCUCGCUCGCGCUGCGCCUGCACGCCGAGCCCAUGCUGCUGGCCGCCAGCCUCACGGCCCUCUCGGCCGUGUUCCGGUCCUACCCCGGCCUGGGCGACGUGGGCUUCUACCUCGCGCUGCUGCCCAUGUGGAAGCACCUCUUCAACUAUAUGCAACAAGGGUUUGUGGUUGGUUGCUUUUUCCUCAUCACCUCGGUCCUGGCACCGAUCGUUUGGCACCUGUGGAUCUAUUCUCGUUCCGCCAAUGCGAACUUUUACUUUGGCGUGACGCUGGCAUUUGCUACGGCCCAGAUCUUCCUCAUCACUGACAUCUUGUUCGCGUACAUCAAGCGGGAGUUCUCCUUGUACCACGGCCUGCGCAGGGAACUGAAUGGCAAGCCGGCCAAGCUGGUGCUGGAGUAGGCAAGACGUGCGCGCGGGCGUGGGUUGCAUGUUAACUGUGAGUUUCACAAUUGCAUGUCAUGCUCAACGAGUUUCUCCUGACAUUUCACAGUGGAACGACGGAUUGUGAGUGACGAGUGAUACAUUCGUGCUACCCACUCCAGCUUUAGCCAUUUUGCCAUAACUGUGAGAAUAUUUAAAGAUAAAACAGUAAAUAAGGAACAAAAAACAUACUUUCAUUUUUAACUAAACGUACCUCACAACAUUAUAUUAGUGUUUGCAUACAGUUACAUCACCUAGAUUUUUUUACUGUGAACAUGUUAUUAACCUCGACUAUUUAUGCGCUUCUCGGCUAAAAGUAAACAAGCUAUAAUGGUGUUUUGGCUGCUCACGCAACUCUCUGAUUGGUUGGAGCUCAUUUUGACGUGCUAUUGUGAAACCUGUUUUAGCCGUUCUUGAUGGACAGUGCGAGCUAAUGUCACGGGAAAAUGUCGGGAGUGAAGCAGGGGACAUGUGUGAAGUGCUCAGUUUGUUUCGUUGAAUUGUGACACUUGUGAGAGAACAAGGAAAGUAACUGUAAAUUUGUCAUGAUUUGGACUGUCAUUUUGUUACUUGAUUAUGUAUGUUUUAUCCAUUUUGUAGAGUAUUUAUUUACUUGAACAGUACAAAACUCCUAUUGCCAGGAA
Molecule: messenger RNA, 2216 nt
Organism: Bacillus rossius redtenbacheri
Lineage: Eukaryota; Metazoa; Arthropoda; Insecta; Phasmatodea; Bacillidae
Gene: PIG-U
Product: phosphatidylinositol glycan anchor biosynthesis class U protein
Exons: 7
Coding region: 244-1551 (435 amino acids)
Biological process (GO): attachment of GPI anchor to protein
Cellular component (GO): GPI-anchor transamidase complex; membrane
Source: RefSeq, a predicted model, not a curated record